AUGAAUCAUUUAAAUCAUUCAAUUCCAUUAGUUAAAUCACAUUCAACAACAAGUUAUAAAAAUCAUUUUAAUCCAAUUGCACCAGCUCCAAUAAACUUAGCUCCAAAACCAACUCCAAUAAGUUUAGCACCAAAACCACAACAAGGUAAUAAUGGACAAUUUUCAAAUGAUUCAAGUACAAUAACUUCAUUAAAUAGUAAAAAUGAAUCUUUAAAUAAUUCAAAUCUUGAUACUCAAAGUUUACCUUGUGUUAUAACUUCAAAACAAUGGGUAUUACCACCAAGACCAAAAGCUGGUAGGAAACCAAGUGAAAAACAAAAAAAGAAUCAACAAAAUGCUUCACGAAGUGUUUCACAAAGUGUUACACAAGGUGUUACACAGGGCGCUUCAAGUGUUUCAAGUAUAUCAAUGAAAUCAAGUCAAUCACAAUCAAAUGUUUCUAAAUUAAGUUCUAAUUUAACAGGAUUAAAUCUUUAUAAAUCUAAAUCAGAUUUAUCAAACAUUGAAGCUGAUUCUAAAUCAACAAGUGAUUUAAAUUUACAAAAUCAAUUAGAUAAUGCAACUGAAGAGAAUCAAAAAUUAAAAAAUAUUAUAUCAAGAUUAAAACAAGAAAUUGAAUCAUUACAAACAAAUUCAAAUUCAAAUUUAAAUAAAUCUCAAAUAAAUUCACCAAAUUUAUUAAAUAAUCAACCAAUAUCACAAUUUGAUUCUUUAUCAAAUUUAAAUUCUGAAGUUUCAACUCCUAUAAAUCCAAGUAAUUUUAAUUCAAGAGAAGUUUCUCCAAGUACUAUAGAUCCAACUAAAAUUCAACAAGAACAUUUAGUUAAAAGAACUAAACGUCAAUAUAGAAAGAAGAAACCUACAAAAAAGGAACAAGCUGCCGCCGCUGCUGCCGCCGCUGCUCAAGCUCAAACUCAAACUCAAACUUCUCAAGUUCAACAAAAUAUUGGACAAAAUACUACUGGUAGUAGUAGUACAUUACAUCAACAACCUAUUAAACCAAAACCAAAACAAGAAAUUAAAAUUAAAAAUGAAUUUAGUCCAAUCCCAUUACCUUUUAUUAAAAAAGAAGAAAGUCCAAGUCCAAUUUCACUUAAUUUAGAUUCAGAAAUUUCAUCAAAUUUACCAAAUUUAGAAUCUAUAAUAACUUCAACUUCAAAUCAACAACAACAAGUUCAAGGAACUAUUAAUGAUGAAUUAAGUGAAAUACAUGAAUUACAUCAUAAAAAACCCAAAUUUAUAAAAUUAGAAAGAUCAAUGUCAUUACAACCUGAACAUUUAGAUUCUAAUUUUCAAAAUCAAACAAAUCCAUUUAAAAGUAUUGGAUUAGAUCGUACAAUGAGUAUACCAAUGGAAUGUAAUGGAUUAUCAAGAACAACAACAAAUAAUACAUCAUUAUUUGAUAUUUGUGAAGAAUGUGGGAAUGAAAAUUGUUAUUGUUUAGAAAGUGGACAUAUUGAUAAUUUUAAUAAUAAAGAUAAUAAUGAUAAUAAUAGUAUUAAUAAUAAUAUUAAUAAUAAUAAUGAAUUAAGUAAUAAUGAAUAUAAUGAAUAUAAUAAAAAUAAUGAUAAUGAAUUUGAUGUUAAUUUUUUUAUAAAGAAUGAAUUUGAAGAUGAUCAAUUUUUAAUGAUUUGA
Hansenula ciferrii is the source of this 1635-nucleotide messenger RNA. RefSeq names its product Elongation factor G 2. Gene Ontology annotation, biological process: regulation of DNA-templated transcription. Gene Ontology annotation, cellular component: nucleus. NCBI's taxonomy places the organism in Eukaryota, Fungi, Ascomycota, Saccharomycetes, Phaffomycetales, Wickerhamomycetaceae. The transcript has a single exon. Bases 1 to 1635 code for a protein of 544 amino acids. The record is from RefSeq and is a predicted model, not a curated record.